AGAGAGAGAGAGAGAGAGAGAGAGAGAGAUAUGUCAGUGAGGACUCUGUUCUUACCGCUCCCAUUGGCUUCGAAAAUGCUGGAGCCGCCUUAUUCGAUUACAGUCUCAGUCAAAUCAUCUUCAAGUUCGCGUCUCGGAAUCUCCCAAGCCUUGAGGGUCUCCUGCGAUUACAGUUGUUUCGAAGUUAGGGAUGUUAGUUAUCGACCCCCUGGAACCCAGCACAACCUUUUGAAUGGGGUUAAUCUUUCCCUUCCUGAGAAAAGUUUAGGAUUGGUCUUUGGACAAAGUGGAAGUGGAAAAACAACUCUCUUGCAGCUUCUUGCUGGGUUAAACAAACCAACAUCGGGGUUCAUAUGUCUUCAAAGAUAUGGAAAUGAUGGGCAGCCAAAUCAGUUACCUGAAUUAUUACCUCCAGAAAGAGUUGGCAUUGUUUUUCAGUUUCCUGAGAGGUAUUUCCUGGCAGACACUGUACUUGAUGAAGUUACAUUUGGGUGGCCAAGGCAGAAGGGAGGCCUUCCAUUGAAGGAGCAGCUUGCUUUGAGACUCCACACAGCUAUUAAUUGGGUUGGACUCAGUGGGAUAUCGUUGGAUGAAGAUCCUCACUCUCUAAGUGGUGGUUAUAAGCGUCGUCUUGCCCUUGCAAUUCAAUUAGUACAAAUUCCAGACUUGUUGGUGUUGGAUGAGCCUCUUGCUGGUCUUGAUUGGAAGGCUCGUAUGGAUGUUGUAAAGUUGCUAAAGCACUUAAAGAAGAAGCUAACUAUACUUGUUGUCAGCCAUGAUCUUAACGAGUUAUCAUCGUUAGUGGAUCUGUCAUGGAGGAUGGAAAUGGGUGGGGUCCUAAAGGAAGAGCCUCUACCAGUUUAGUGGUGGCACUCUAAUACUAGAGAGAAAAGAAAGCAGAGGCUUGCCUUGUGGUUUCAUCUUUCAAUGCAAAACUUAGGCAUGAGGAGAAAAACACUACUAGCAAACCAGUUAUUAUCUUGUACUACUAUUUCUGAACAGCCAUGUGUCUGGUGGUUUCAUCUGGUCGAUAUGAAUUUUCAAGAAGUUUAAGAAUUUAAGGCAAGACAUUUGGAACUUCUGGUAACCCACAGUUAGAGUUACAUGGACUAUACAAGACCAUUAAUUCAUGUGGUAUCUGGGGUGGUUGUAAAUAAUACCAUCAAAUAAUUGAAAUAUUUUUACCGUUUAGGGAGCUU
This is a messenger RNA of Telopea speciosissima, 1199 nucleotides long. Its product is annotated as ABC transporter I family member 11, chloroplastic. The transcript is spliced from 11 exons. NCBI's taxonomy places the organism in Eukaryota, Viridiplantae, Streptophyta, Magnoliopsida, Proteales, Proteaceae. Gene Ontology annotation, cellular component: membrane; chloroplast envelope. Gene Ontology annotation, molecular function: ATP binding; ATP hydrolysis activity; ATPase-coupled transmembrane transporter activity. Gene Ontology annotation, biological process: transmembrane transport. The record is from RefSeq and is a predicted model, not a curated record. The coding region runs from base 31 to 864 and encodes 277 amino acids.